CUAGUGUGUUUGUAUACAUCACUCAACUACUUCCAUAAAACAUAAAAAUGAGUGGCGAAACCCAAAUAUCGAAUAUUGUCAACGAGAUUCUGAAAGUAGAGGCGAUCGAGGAAGCCUUCAGCUGCGUUCUGGUCCACAACUUGGAUCACGAUCUCGCGAAAAUAAAAUCAUGGCAGACAGAGUUGAGUUUGGCCAUGGGGAAGCUUCCCGCCGACCAGCAGGAAGCCGCUGUCAAACAGUUUCUUAUCCUAGCAGCGGGAAUGACGAAUCAUCGACGAUUACAAAUGUUACUGGGUUUACUGGAAGGCCUGGUCACUGGGAAUGUCUUACCUGCAAGGAUGGUGUGCGAGUCGAUUUUGAGUUGUGACAAAUUAGUCUAUGAUCUCCAGGAGUUCUGGGUAGAAUCAUUCGGUCUGAUUCGUCGAAUAACCGGUGGUGUAGACUACAAAGGUGUCCGGGAAAUAAUGAGGGGCUGUAUAGAAAAAGCCCAGACAAUUCCAGUUCGCCUGAACGCAUCAGUUCAGCCACAGUUGAAAGCCCUGGAGUACGUAUUCGAGAACAUCUUCGACAGGAACAACUGCCUCCUUCCCAGCUAUUUUAUCAUCACUGAAAUCCAGAAGGUGUAUCCAGACAACAAAAAUUGGCCACACUGGAAGUUGGCUUCAUUGUUAUCGAAUUUUGUCCAGAGUUUCCGUCCAGUGGCGCAGAUGGUGUCCAUUGUGGGCCAUUCAAAGAUGCUUCCAGUGGUGGAGCACACUGGAUACGCUGACCACCAGAUUAAUCCCUGGCUGCUCGAUCCAACGACAUUGAAAUUUUCACUGAAAGGGAGCCUUCCAUACGACGCUGAGCUUCUCAAACCCCAAACGGAGCUCCUGCGUUAUGUCCUGGAGCAACCUUACUCCAGGGACAUGGUCUGCUCAAUGCUGGGUCUCCAGAAGCAGCACAAACAGCGCUGUAUAGCCCUGGAGGAACAAAUGGUGGAGCUUGUUAUUCUGGCAAUGGAGAGAUCCGAAAACGACACAAUGCAAGCAGAAGGGGUGGACGGAACAGUGGCAAAUCACUGGGUCUGGCUGCAUCUCUCCUCUCAGCUGAUCUACUUCAUUCUCUUUCAGUUCGCCUCAUUUCCACACAUCGUCAUGGCUAUUCACGAGAAACUAGCAGCUAGAGACUUGAAGAAAGGAAGAGAUCACUUGAUGUGGGUUUUACUUCAAUUCAUAUCGGGAAGCAUUCAGAGAAAUCCACUUGCCAAUUUUCUCCCAGUACUGAAACUCUACGAUCUCCUCUAUCCAGAGAAAGAGCCUCUGCCAGUUCCAGACUACAAUCAAGCCCUAUGCACCCACCAAAUGGCAAUCACCUGCAUUUGGAUUCAUUUACUGAAGAAAGCUCAACUGGAGCACGCCAAUAUUCACAGGCCAAUUCCAACAGCUCUCAAGGCACACCACGAAUUCCUCCAGCAUCUGGUGAUGCCAAAUACCUCGUUAUGUAUGGGAUCAGACUACAGAAUAGCUCUUCUAUGCAAUGCGUAUUCGACCUAUCAAGAAUAUUUCAGCAGACCCAUGGCAACUCUCGUGGACACCGUCUUGGGAACUCAGAAGAAUCAACAGCAGCAGCCAUUGCAGUCGAACCUCCAGAACAAUGCAGCGUUGGUUACAGGUCCAAUUACACCUUUAUCAAUGUCCAUCCUGGAUUCUCUCACGGUUCAUUCGAAAAUGAGCUUAAUCCACAGUAUCGUAACUCACGUUAUUAAACUAGCACAGUCCAAGAGUAACAUGCCUUUGGCCCCAGCCCUAGUGGAAACUUACUCUCGACUCCUAGUGUACACUGAGAUCGAGAGUCUCGGGAUCAAGGGAUUCAUAAGUCAGCUAUUGCCCCAGGUCUUCAAGUCCCACGCCUGGGGGACUCUCUAUACUCUUCUGGAGAUGUUCAGCUACAGAAUGCAUCACAUUCAGCCUCACUAUCGGCUCCAGAUCCUCUCCCACCUUCAUAGUCUCGCUGCAGUACCCCAGACAAAUCAAACUCAACUGCAUCUCUGCGUGGAGAGCACAGCCCUGAGGAUGAUCACUGGGUUGGGAUCAGCAGAGGUGCAGCCCCAACUGUCGAGAUUCCUCUCAGAGCCGAAGACACUGGUCUCGUCAGAGUCUGAGGAACUGAACAGAGCCCUAGUUCUGACACUAGCCAGAUCCAUGCACGUAACGGGUACAGGAUCCGAUCCUGUCGGUGGCACCUGGUGCAAAGAGCUCUUGAUUACAAUAAUGCAGAACACCCCGCACUCCUGGGCUAUUCACACUCUUGACUGCUUUCCCCCAGUGCUGAGUGAAUUUUUCAAACAGAAUAGCGUUCCCAGGGAGAACAAACAGCAAAUAAAAAAAGCUGUUGAGGAAGAGUACAGAAAUUGGGCGUCAAUGAGCAACGAGAACGACAUAAUCGCUCAUUUCUCAGUUCCUGGUACCCCUCCAUUAUUUCUCUGCCUCCUAUGGAAAAUGAUCCUCGAAACAGAUCGAAUUAGUCCUAUCGCCUACAAAAUACUCGAGAGAAUCGGUGCCAGAGCUCUCUCCGCUCACCUUCGAAAAUUCUGUGAUUACCUAGUCUUUGAAUUCGCUAAUAGUGUCGGUGGACAACACGUCAACAAGUGCGUGGACACGAUAAAUCACAUGAUAUGGAAGUACAAUAUUGUUACAAUUGACAGAUUGGUACUGUGCCUGGCACUGAGAACUCAAGAAGGUAAUGAGGCGCAGGUCUGUUUUUUCAUCAUUCAACUGCUCCUAUUGAAAGCCGCUGAAUUCCGUAACAGAGUCCAAGAAUUCGUUAAAGAGAAUUCCCCAGAACACUGGAAGCAGUCCAAUUGGCACGAGAAGCACUUGGCAUUUCACCGAAAAUUUCCGGAGACUUUUGCACCGGAAGGGAUUAUGGAUCAAGCGAGUGGGGGGCCCAGUCAGUAUCAGAAUCUACCGGUUUACUUCGGUAAUGUUUGCCUCAGAUUUCUCCCAGUCUUUGAUAUCGUGGUUCACAGGUAUCUGGAGAUACCACCGGUUAUCAAAAGUCUGGAGAUUUUAUUGGAGCACCUGGGGUGUCUCUACAAGUUCCACGAUAGACCAGUCACAUAUUUAUACAAUACUCUUCAUUACUACGAAAAGAAGUUACGAGAUAAGCCACAGCUGAAGAGGAGAUUAGUUGCAGCUGUUCUAGGGUCUUUGAGAGAGAUCAGGGCGCCUGGAUGGGCCCUCUCGGAACCGUUCCUUCAUUACAUGUCGAGAGUGCCUGAAGAGGCCGUCUCCUGGGUACCCGAACUCGACUACUACAUCAGACUUGUACGUAGAAUUGUGGAAACGAUGUCCGGUACUCCGCACUUUCCCUCAGUCGACUGGAGAUUCAAUGAAUUUCCAAAUCCUGCAGCUCAUUCUCUGUAUGUUACCUGCGUGGAGCUCAUGGCAGUGCCUGUUGCUCCAAAUUCUGUAGCCAAUUCUCUUCUGGAUGUUGUGGCCAAGGGGUACACUGUCAUUCCACCUAAAGAUAUUCAUUUGUGGAUCAACUGCGUGGGCUUGCUGAUGGCUGCUCUUCCCGAGUGUUAUUGGGCUGCUUUCUAUGAUCGAUUGGUUGUCACGAUCAGCAGUCCUGGGCUUGCCAAAUGGCAGUACAACAACUUGACACCUUUCCAAAUGUUUAAUUUUGAUGUCACUCAUAAUUGUCUACUGGAGAACAAGUACUCGUACAUGCUGGCACUGACUCAUUCUAUCUGGCAUCAUGCUGGGGUUGGACAUAUCACGACGAUGCCGCAGUUUGUGAAGGAAAAACUUCAGCCCGCUGUCACCAGUGAGGAACAGCUUAUUUUCGCCUGUCACUUAAUUGGACCCACUCUCGCUCGGUUCAAUGUUGAGAGGCCCAAAUGCGUUGUCGAAUUGACAGUUAGUCUCUACGAAAUGCUAGAGCAGAUCGACAGAACGCAGGCUACACUGAAAUACAUGGAUCCCGUCUGUGAUCUGCUGUAUCAUAUUAAAUACAUGUUCGUUGGGGACAUGAUGAAGACUGAUGUCGAGUGCAUAAUCAGGAGACUGAGGCCUGCUCUCCAGAUGAGACUCAGGUUCAUUGCUCAUUUGAAUAUUGAGGAGAUUCAGAUGAAUUAAAGGACAGCUCGUGAAACGUCUUCAAUGGAUUUCGGAUAUUUCAUUGUGUGAUUGAUGUGAACGUCUCGACGACUUCAGUGAUUUUGUGGGGGAUUAAUAACAGAUGCUCGUGGAUUACUGAUGCUUUUUUAAAUGGAUUCUUAUGUAUCAUUGAUCAUACCAUCAGUGAAGUUUUAUUAUCAAAGUGAAGGAUUACGCUCGUACGCGUCGAUGUAUGCACGAUUGAUUUUACAGCUUCCAAGAGGUAAUUGUACAAUUCGAUUUUUUUAACCUAAAUAUAUUGCAGUAUUUUGACUUGUA
This is a messenger RNA of Fopius arisanus, 4421 nucleotides long. It is a transcript of the gene MED23, whose product is annotated as mediator complex subunit 23. Lineage: Eukaryota; Metazoa; Arthropoda; Insecta; Hymenoptera; Braconidae. The coding region runs from base 48 to 4121 and encodes 1357 amino acids. The transcript has 3 exons. The record is from RefSeq and is a predicted model, not a curated record. Gene Ontology annotation, biological process: positive regulation of gene expression; regulation of transcription by RNA polymerase II. Gene Ontology annotation, cellular component: mediator complex; transcription regulator complex.